Molecule: messenger RNA, 1512 nt
Organism: Cinclus cinclus
Lineage: Eukaryota; Metazoa; Chordata; Aves; Passeriformes; Cinclidae
Gene: PLEKHD1
Product: pleckstrin homology and coiled-coil domain containing D1
Exons: 13
Coding region: 1-1512 (503 amino acids)
Source: RefSeq, a predicted model, not a curated record
AUGUUCGCUUCAAAAUCCAGUGCUGUAUCCCCUUCUCCGUCCAUGGAACAGGCAGAUUCGGAUGCUCUGGACAUCAGCACCAAAGUGCAGCUGUACGGUGUGCUCUGGAAGAGACCCUUUGGGAGGCAGUCAGCCAAAUGGUCCAGGAGGUUCUUCAUCAUUAAGGAAAGCUUCCUGCUAUACUAUGCUGAGAGUGAGAAGAAGAGUUUUGAAAGCAAUAAAUACUUCAAUAUCCAUCCCAAGGGUGUCAUACCCCUGGGAGGCUGCAUUGUGGAGCCCAAAGAAGAGGUUAACAUGCCUUAUGCCAUAAAGAUCUCUCAUGAAGACUUCCAUGGUAACAUUGUUCUAGCAGCUGAAUCAGAGUUUGAGCAGGCUCAGUGGCUGGAGAUGCUACAGGAGUCUGGAAAAGUGACCUGGAAAAAUGCCCAACUGGGAGAAGCCAUGAUCGAGAGCCUGGAAGCUCAAGGACUACAGUUGGCCAAGGAGAAACAGGAAUAUUUAGAUAAACUAAUGGAAGAAACAGAAGAGCUAUGUCUGCAGAGGGAGCAAAAAGAAGAACUUGAGCGUCUGAACCAGAUCCUGGAAGCCGAGAAGCAGCGUUUUGAAGAGGUGGUGCGGGAGCUGCGGCUGGAGCAGGAGGAGAUCAGAAGGGAGCUGGAGCUCACAGCCCGCUCCCUUAAAGGAGUGGAGGAAGAAAAGAAAGAGUUGCGAAGCCUGACACAGUACUUACAGAACACCCUAGAGGAGCUCUCCCUGGAAAAACAACAAAUGCUGGAGAUGCUGGAAGAAAAUGAGAGCCAGGUCCCACCUCCAACCAGCCCCAGCAAGGAGCAAAGCCCCAUGUGGGGACUGCACUGCAGCCUGCGACAGAUUGAAGAGAAGAUGCAGCAACUUCUGCAGGAGAAACUCCUGGCAGAGAAAAGGAUGAAGGAGAAUGAGGAGCGGUCUCGAGCACUGGAGGAAGAGCGGGAGUUUUACUCUUCCCAGUCACAAGCGCUGCAGAACUCGCUCUCGGAGCUGACUGCAGAGAAACAGCAGACAGAGAGAGACCUCAAGGCUGAAGUGAAGGUACGCAUGGAUCUGGAGAAGAGACUGAAAGAAGCUGAGGAAGCAUUGCAGAGCUUGGAGCAAGGCUUAAAUUCUCUGAAUUGCAACAAGGAGAAGGAGAAGAGGAUGAAAGCAGAUGUCAGUAACUUGAGAAAGUUCUUUGAAGAGUGCAUCCGCAAUGCUGAGCUGGAGGCCAAGAUGCCUGUGAUCAUGAAGAACUCCGUGUACAUCCACAAGGCUGCCACUCGCCGCAUAAAGAGCUGCCGCUUCCGCUGCCGGAGGACCAGCACUUCGUGGAAUGACAUGAAACAGUCCCAGUCCUUCAUCUUCUCUCAUGCAGAAGCUGAAAACAUUGAAGAGCUGAAGGAAGCAGCCAAAAGACUGAGCCGGGACCAGCGAUUUAGGAAAACUAUCUAUCAAAUCAUGAGGUCACAAAAGGAUUCUGCUCCAGGAGACAAAAAGUGA